AUGUCUGAGAAUACCCCUGUGACAUUGCUCUAUUGCUUCCGCAGCACUGCCAUAACAAAUAUCAAAAAUCUCAACGGCUAUCACAACAACCCCUUACUCAAGCCGCUUGCAGACAAAUUCCAACUGUUUCUGCAAACCAAAUCUAACUACCCAUCCUGGAAAAGUAUAUGCUCUGAAGCUGUUGCCACAAGGGAACCAACCCCUAUUGAAUGGUCAUUGGUUACCGCCAACCUGUUAACCCUUAGGCUGUUGCCUAUCUUGGACUCCCUUACAGUCUCCCCCCUCACCACUGAACAAGUGUUUCCUAAAGGAAUACCUACCCCUCUCAAGAAACUGUACCCAACAUCCAUCCAUACCCUUAUUCACCUAGCCAAAGUGGCAUCCAGAAAGCACUCUAAUGAGGAGUCUGUUCCACCUUUGGAACCCAGUGAACACCAUAACAUUCAAAAACUAUUCCGUUCUGCCCAUAAUACUGCAAAUGCGAAGCGGGGUCUCAAUCUUAUUUUCAAUGUUGAGAUUGCGGCACUUCAUUUAGCUAUGAUUCAUACUGGUAUGUUCGAAAUAGCUGGGCAGUAUGAUACAUUUAUGCAAACAUGUUGUGACAAGUUUGGCCAACUGCCUCCACUGGUGGUGAAUUCCACCAGCACCUUCCAACUUCCACUCCACCUUUCCUUAUCUAUUUCCAUCCUAAUGCUACUCAAAGUAGCCAACCUCCCCAACAUAAACUUGUCUAGGGACCAUCUUCUUCACGUUGCAGCACAACUAGGUCCCAAUCGGCCACUCUCUCUUCAAGAAAUUGAAAAAUUUAUGUGGGGAAAGCUGUUCAAAGUUGCUGAAGGGACACUUAGUGCAUCAGAAAUGAUAUCUGAAUCUCUUCAAAAAAUACAAGACAUAGGAGGUAUCUCAGCCGAAGUUGAGACAUUUUUCCAAUUGACUGCAACACAUGAACGUGCCAUGGAUAAAUCCCCCUCCAUAAAUGACCCUGCUCCCCUCACUCCCCCUUUCACCCCUCAAAUGAAAGAGGUUAUGGAUAAUCCUUCUACUAGGUCUUUCUCAAGUUCAACUGGAAAAGAUUUAUCACUCAACUCCAUUUCUGGUCCCCCAAAUUCUAACAUUGGGAGUGCAUCGCCUGGUACCCUUACCACAAUACCAAGUCCCACAUCUGACGAGAUGGAUGUAGAUACUGAUAUUGAUAAAAUACCACUGUUCAUGCCAACCUCACCAGAAGAAGACUCAGCAGAACCAACCACUACCCCAGGUGAAGACAGGUCGGCAACCAACGAUGGUAAAGCAGAAUACUAUCCCAACCUAAAUUUACAAACUGAUACCUUUCUCCAAGCUAGGGUCAUGGGUGAUGCUCGUGUCAUUGGGAAGCGUAAAUUCUUUCAAGCUGCUGUGGUGAAGGCAAUCGGCAUCGUAGAAACCCAAGGACUGCAGGAUAAAUCUCAACUUGAAGAAGAGGAAGCGGAGUCCUCUCAGAAACCCAAGAAACGAAGGGGCACGGCAUUACCCAAGACAAAGAAAAAGAAGUCCAAGCGCAAGCAUAACAGUGACUCGGAUAUAGAAGAUGAUGAUGAUGAAGAGUAUCAGUCCUCCAAGAAGAACUCCAUAAUCGAAGACAAUCAAGAGAAGGAGACUACGGUUUCAAAGCCCUUACCCUUUACAGAUGAAGUGGGAAUUCUCCACACUAGUACCAAACUAGUGAAAGAUGCACCUGCUGACCUUGCUAGCUUACCAUAUCAGUUCCAAUCAACUAAAAAAGGGCAUGUGAAGUUAUAUGAAGAAUUGGUCGAAGCUGCCAGCAUGCAGAAGUCUUCAGAAUCUGUAAAAGAGUUGCCAGUUCAUCAGUUCAACAACAUCUCAAAAUUCAAUGAUGGUCAGAAACAAGCCCUGCUAUCCUCUCACCACAUGGUUGUUCGGGAUUGGGAUCCAACAAAAGGCCUCAAGUUUGAUCUACCAUGCCUUGAACACUGUUUUGGAGCCCGCCAGUCGACUUCUACAGUAUUUGAAGAGUCAUUGCACACCAUCACAACAGGUCAUUCCUUUGCCGCCAUUCUUCAUAUGGCUACAGAAAGCCCUCAGAGGACCAUCAAAUCCAUCAAGCUUGCUCUUCCCAUCAGCCUUUUCCCCAUUCCUCCUGGAAUCUCCUGCAACACACUCUCAUCAGUCCUAGAUCCAUGCCGGUACUUGGAGAACCAAAGCAUCAAAGGCAAAUAUAAACAUUACCAGACAGCUGCAAAUCUUGUGCGAGACUGGCUAUUCAGCAGAUUCCAGCUUCUGGCAGAUGGACUUUAUUACCCUCUUUAUCAUGAUCAUGAUGCAACACCCUACAAUCGUUUACAGGUCAUGUCGGCAAAAUGGCUGGUUGCCCAUGCGAAAACUUUUGUGGUUCAAGUUGUGCAGGCAGAGAAUUUCCCCCAUUACAUGCAAGUGGAAUAUAGCCCUCAGCAGGUAUUCCAUGCAAUUUGUGAUGACUUCGAAGACAAUGCGGACUUUCAGAGAUUUUGGGGAGCUUCUGAGGAAGAAGGCGACGUUUACUUUUGGGAGGCCCAGUGGAAAAAGGAUUUUAAUACUUACAAAUUUCCCUCGCGUGCAUUUUCUGUGACCCUAAUAGAUGAUGAUGAGCAAUAG
Messenger RNA from Lentinula edodes (shiitake mushroom), 2631 nucleotides. RefSeq lists its product as uncharacterized. Bases 1 to 2631 code for a protein of 876 amino acids. Lineage: Eukaryota; Fungi; Basidiomycota; Agaricomycetes; Agaricales; Omphalotaceae. The transcript is spliced from 17 exons. The record is from RefSeq and is a predicted model, not a curated record.